GUUUGAGAAGCUGAACACUGUAACCAACAUCUUGCUGGUGAACCUGGUGGUGUCCUCCCUGAUCUUCAUGAGCAGCCUUCCCUUCAUGGGUGUUUACAUGCAGCUCUCCAACUGGAUCUUCGGCAAAGUCAUGUGCAAAAUUGUUGGCAGUGUCUACUACCUGGGCUUCUACAGUUCUGUCCUUUUUCUAGCUCUUUUGACCUUCGACCGACACCUUGCAGUUGUGUACUCCUUGAACGUGUCACAAGUGAGGAAUCAAAAAUAUGCAGUAGUCUCCUGCGCUGUGGUGUGGCUGGUCAGUGGCCUGGCAUGUGUCAAGCAAAUGAUUCUCCACACCACAUUUACUUAUUUUAUUGACAACAAAACAUACUGUCAUGACUAUCCUGGUGAGAUAUCUCAUAUUAAUGUGAGGCUGCUGAGAGCAUCUGGAUUUUACCUUCAACUUUUCCUUUUUUUAAUCUUCCCUCUGGUUGUUAUCAUCUACUGCUACGUUAGGAUUGCUAUCACUGUCAUUUCAUCCAAGAUAGUUACCAAGUUCAAGACAGUCAGGUUAAUAUUCAUCAUUGUCCUGUUGUUUUUUAUUUGCUGGACCCCAUUCAAUAUUGCACUGCUGAUGCAUGAUGAAGCUACAUCCUGUGAGGAAUCACAGAAAAGGGGCUAUGCUCUUCAUGUCACUCGUAAUAUUGCCUACAUUUACUUUUGCAUCAGUCCCAUCUUCUACACAUUUGUUGGGAAAAAGUUUCAGAACUAUUUUAGACAGCUGCUGGUGAAACAUUUCCCCGGGUUAAAGAGGCAUGUUUCUGUCAGUCAACAGAGCAGAACCAAUAUGUCCACAAAAAGUACACUAAAUGAGCUUUAGGAAGGGGAGAUGUUUGUUUCUCAGUAGUGCCAUGUGUUCAACAAUGGGUUUAAAAACAACUGAACAACAAACAGCUGUAAGAGUUUGUAUUCUUCUUAGAUUGUAGCGGUGGAAAGUAACGAAAUACAAGUAGGGACACCGUUUUGCCUAUAGCAGGAUUAAAACUGAAAUAACCGACUUCUGUGCCCAACCCUAGUGAGAAACAAAUACGUGCUGUAUAAAAAUUUCAUGAGACAUUUCGAUAUGACACAGUUUGGUUAGCUAUGUUGCUAAUUUCACCAUUCACAUGUCGUUUAGGAGAUGUGUUUAGAGAUGGUUCCACUCCUGCUCUGCAUAUACAAAUCUUUUUCUUCUGUCUUUUCCUGAACUGUUUGUACAUGAUGCACCAGUGAUUUCCAAGGUUUGGUCUUGUGUGGCUUUCCUAUUCCAGCAGUUCAUUUACAAAUCCGUUUUGGUGACAUUCUGCAUUGUGCAUGUCACAAAAAAUGUAAGCGUAGGGAAAUAUUGUGGCUAUGGUAAGAGUAGGGAAAUAUUUUGGCAAUGGCAAAUAACCUAAAAGUAAGGUGUGGUUAAGUUUAGGGAAUUAAACACUUGGUUAAGGUUAGGAACAGACAGUAAGACAGUAAUUGGUGGAAUAUUUGGAGGGAGAGAGAUAGCAAGUUCCAUUUUGAGAUGUAAAAUAACAGGAAAGGUGGUAGUGGUACAGAGAUCAAUGAAAAUGAAAAAUAGUAAUAGUAAUGAUAGCAAUGUCAAUGAUAAUAAUAAAAGGCUAAUUAUAAUUGUAGCAGCUGGUGUCGAGCAAGUACAUGGGGGCAGCAGGGAGCCACAGAUGCAGACCCCAAAGAUUCAGACCCCACAGCUCUGAAGCCAGAAACACCUGCAGAAAUUGGUGGAAGGAGAGAGGAGAAGGACGAGAAUGACUGAUAGAGAGGGAAGAAGUGGAGUUAGUAACAUGGAUUAAUGGGAUAAGAAUGCCUACAGAUGGAGAGGGAGAGGAGGAGAGAGGAACCUUACUCCUUACUUCCCCUUAGCUACAUAAAGUGCACAGGCACUCAACAUUGACACUGGACAUAGAUGAUGUGCUGCAGAUUUGUUCAAUAUGAACAUAAUUACUAUGAACGCUUACAACUAUAUCAAAAGUUAGUUAAAGUUAUAGUUCUGCCUUGAGACACUUUGUGGAGAACUAUUUAUGGUCAGCUUGGGCCGUUUUUUCCCUGCAAGCAUCCUUUGGCAGAAGAGAUUAUUGACAGCGCUGAUGAUGUUAAACAAAGGCCAAGUUUUCUGGUGCUAUUAAGAAGUAGCUGCUGGUCAUCUCUGCUACAAACCUCCUGCUCACCAUGAUCAUCUUUGCCUAUCACAGUGAAUGAAACUAUGGUAUUUAAGUGUGUCAGCCCACAUUUGGUCAUACUGCACAUUUUUCACACAACAUAAUAAGUUAUCUGCACCAGCAAGCAUGACAGAAUUAGAGAUUUUGAGCUUUAAGACAAGAUUUAUUUGAUAGAGACAUAAUACAACCACCCUAUCCCUACAUGUAAAGGGAUUUGAAUGUUAUGCCAAAAGUGGUUAGCUCUGUGUAAUUACAUACAUACAUAUUGCCUUACUAGUAGCCACAUUACCUUACAUCUCUAUGUGGAACUUGCAUGGUGCUACUGUGUGUUCUCUCUCCUCCCGCUCUGUACUAUACUACUGAAGUGAUAAAGAACUUUCCAGGUAACCCUUAAUUUGGAUUGUCCAAAGCUGAUACUAAUGCUACUACACCUUACUAAAAUGUCACUAUGAUUUGUAAAAAAAAAAACAAACACGUAUUUGUGCUUAGUGUAAGAUAGCACCUGACAUUAGAUCAUCUAUAGGCUAUCCUAAUAUAGUGCGCUUCUCCAAAAACAAUGAAUCAAGUGUGCACACUCAUUGUCCAGUCAUUUUCCACGUGACCUUGAACCUGCUUUGGACUAUUUGUGUUUUGAUUUUGUCCAUGUUUUAUGCUGGUAUUAUUUUUUAAAGAUUUGCAUUUAUUAGAUGUGUUUAUAAUGACUCAUGUUCUUUGGAAAAUGAUUUAAAAGUAUGAUUCAUUUAUCAAACAUUUAUCAAGCACAUUUUAGAUGGAAAUUACACAGUGAGGGUGCUGCUCCCAAAAAAGGGAGUUAAAAGCUUCACAGUUGUGUUUGGUUUGGUUUGGCUCUCACUCAUUGCUGUCUGUAUCUAAGCUAUUUCAAUAAAUCCAUAGCUGGCUACA
This is a messenger RNA of Micropterus salmoides (largemouth bass), 3089 nucleotides long. Its product is annotated as C-C chemokine receptor type 3-like. The record is from RefSeq and is a predicted model, not a curated record. Lineage: Eukaryota; Metazoa; Chordata; Actinopteri; Centrarchiformes; Centrarchidae. Gene Ontology annotation, cellular component: membrane. Gene Ontology annotation, biological process: immune response; chemotaxis; G protein-coupled receptor signaling pathway. Gene Ontology annotation, molecular function: chemokine receptor activity.